AACAACAAUCGCAAACAGAACAAGAUGGUGACGAUGUUCUGACAGAAAAGCAAUGAUUUCCGGAUUGUAUUUCCUUACUCAAAACCUCGUAUCUAGCAGCCCUGUUUUCAGUUAAGAUUGAAGAACCACGUUACGAUGCAACAUGGAGGAAAUCUAGUCUUAAUGUUAUUUCUUUUAACCUGUGGAGGAUCCUUUCAGAAAGGUUUAGCAGAACCAAUAAAAACAGAGAAGUCUGUGUUAGCAGCAGAGGGAGAAGAUGCUCCUCUCAGCUGUCAGCUCCUGGAAACUAAAGAUGUCCAACAGGUCACCUGGCAGAAGGUCUUGGAGACAACAGAGAAGAACAUCUGCACCUACAGCGAGUAUUUUGGUGAAACUGUGGAUCCUGACUUUAAAGAAAAGGUUCAGUUUACAGAAGUUGGACUACAGAAGUCCUCCAUAGUUAUUAAGAGUGUUACAGAGCAGGAUGAAGGAUGUUAUCUCUGUUUGUUCAACAUCUACCCUGAUGGAGCUCUGACAGCUGGGACCUGUCUGAAUGUUUAUGAGCUGCAUGAACCCAUCCUUGAUGUCAGAAAAUCAAACUCUCCUGCAGAGUCAGUUGUGUCCUGUUCAGCCACAGGUCGACCUGCUCCCUCUGUAACACUGACUGUUCUCCACCAGAACCUCAGCUUCUCCCAGUACACCUCCACCAGUGUGACCAACAGCAACGGUACGGUCACCAUCACCACCACAGCUCUGCUGUCAGCUUUCAGCAGCACAGAGGUUGGAUGUUCAGUGUCAGUUCUCUCUGCUGCUCCCAGAGAGCUGCUGGUCACCGUUCCUGGACUCACAGAGACGUCUGAAGAUGGUUUAGAUGAACAAUCUGGAUUAAUCAUUGAUAAGAGGCAAGAGUCUAAAUAUCUGAUUUUCAACUCCAUCCUGGUUGUAGUUUUUCUAAUUCUGGCCUGUCUUUGUGGUCUUGCAAUCACGGCCCACUGGAAACAUAAAAAAGGCAAAAACAGGGACCCUGAGAAGAACAAAACACCACUAAAAUCAACCCAUAUACCGGGGAUCAAAACACCAAUAAUGACAACGAGGAAUGAGAUCAGACAGCGAAUACCUGCCAGGAAAAGUCCAGAAAAAUACAGCAUUGAAGGUUCACCUUCAGUGUCAAAAAAACUGUUCGAUGACGACAAACCUUACAGUUCAACAUGAGACUUAAAGGUCCAGUUUUUUGGGGAAAAGUCUUAAAACCUGAACAUUUCUUAUUUUUCUUUGGUUUUCAGCGCAAGUCUAACAGCAGAACAACCUGUUUAAAUCCCAAUAUUAUGAAGUGAUUUAUUGCUUCAUUGUUGAGGAUAUAAAGAUUUUAUUAUGGGAAAAUAGCUCUUAGCAUCUUUUAGUGCUUAAUUGUGAUUUUUUAAAGAAAAAAAUGCAUGUUUAUCAAGAUGUUUUGCAGAUAAAACUAUGGAAAGUGUGGAUUGCAUUUGUUUUCAGCCCUUUUGAGUCAAUACUCGUUAGAAGCACCUUUUACUGCAGUCUCCACCAGCUUUGCACAUUCAUCUCUGCAAAGCAGCUCCAGCUCAGUCCAGUUGGAUCUGACAAAUGCCAUAAGAGCUCAGAAGCUCACCAAAUGUAUUAAUAAAUGUCUUUUUUUCCUGUUUUUUCUGAUAUAACUGUAUAGGUAUGUCCAAUAUAAAACCGCCUAUAAGUGCUGUUUAGUAACACUCUUCAGAGAGAGCAAAGUGUACAUUUUUCAGAUUUUUAUUUGUGAAAAUUAUUUUGAAAAACCUACAAUUUAUAUAAAAUCCCAUUAAAUCAACUGAAGUUUGUGGUUAUGAUGUAACACAGGGAUGUAAAUACUUUUGAAACUUAAUAUAAAAGUAAUCUAAAAACAUUUUAAUGUGUUUUCAUGAGUAAUUUUGACACAAAUGCCAUAAGAGCUCAAAAGCUCACCAAAGGUAUUAAUAAAUGUCUUUUUUUCUUGU
Molecule: messenger RNA, 1964 nt
Organism: Girardinichthys multiradiatus
Lineage: Eukaryota; Metazoa; Chordata; Actinopteri; Cyprinodontiformes; Goodeidae
Product: OX-2 membrane glycoprotein-like
Exons: 7
Coding region: 136-1191 (351 amino acids)
Molecular function (GO): cell-cell adhesion mediator activity
Source: RefSeq, a predicted model, not a curated record